Ochotona curzoniae (black-lipped pika) is the source of this 2573-nucleotide messenger RNA. RefSeq names its product cortactin (gene CTTN). Gene Ontology annotation, cellular component: cortical actin cytoskeleton; actin filament; plasma membrane. The record is from RefSeq and is a predicted model, not a curated record. The coding region runs from base 81 to 1532 and encodes 483 amino acids. Gene Ontology annotation, biological process: regulation of actin filament polymerization. The transcript is spliced from 16 exons. NCBI's taxonomy places the organism in Eukaryota, Metazoa, Chordata, Mammalia, Lagomorpha, Ochotonidae. Gene Ontology annotation, molecular function: actin filament binding.
GCGAGUCCAGGACCGGUUGCAGGGCCGAGCGGCGGACGGGCGGACGGGCGGACGGGCGGACGACGAGACCUCGGACCGCGAUGUGGAAGGCGUCGGCAGGCCACACUGUGCCCCUCGCCCAGGAAGACUCGGGUGCUGACGACUGGGAGACAGACCCCGACUUUGUGAAUGACGUGAGUGAAAAAGAGCAAAGAUGGGGCGCCAAGACCGUGCAGGGCUCCGGACACCAGGAGCACAUCGACAUCCACAAGCUGAGAGAGAACGUGUUCCAAGAGCAUCAGACCCUCAAGGAGAAGGAGCUGGAGACGGGGCCGAAGGCCUCCCACGGCUACGGAGGCAAGUUUGGCGUGGAACAGGAUCGGAUGGACAAGUCCGCCGUCGGCCACGAGUACCAGGCAAAGCUGUCAAAACACUGCUCGCAAGUUGACUCGGUCCGGGGCUUCGGGGGCAAGUUUGGGGUGCAGAUGGACCGCGUGGAUCAGUCUGCUGUCGGCUUCGAAUACCAGGGGAAAACGGAGAAGCAUGCCUCCCAGAAAGACUACUCCAGCGGCUUUGGAGGCAAGUAUGGCGUGCAGGCCGACCGUGUGGACAAGAGUGCCGUGGGGUUUGACUACCAGGGCAAGACGGAGAAGCACGAGUCACAGAAAGAUUACUCCAAAGGUUUUGGUGGCAAAUACGGUAUUGACAAGGACAAGGUGGACAAGAGUGCCGUGGGCUUCGAGUACCAAGGCAAGACAGAGAAGCACGAGUCACAGACAGACUAUGUGAAAGGCUUCGGGGGAAAGUUCGGCGUGCAGACAGACAGACAAGACAAAUGCGCCCUGGGUUGGGAUCACCAGGAGAAGUUGCAGCUGCACGAAUCCCAGCGAGACUACUCCAAAGGAUUUGGCGGAAAAUACGGUGUGCAGAAGGAUCGGAUGGAUAAGAAUGCCUCGAGCUUUGAAGAUAUCACCAAGGUGUCCUCUGCCUACCAGAAGACUGUGCCAGUGGAAGUUGUGACCAGCAAGACAAGUAACAUCAGAGCUAACUUUGAGAACCUGGCAAAGGAGCAGGAGCAGCAGGACAGGCGGAAGGCAGAGGCAGAGCGAGCCCAGCGCCUGGCCAGGGAGCAGCGGGAGCGGGAAGAAGCUGCACGGAGGUCGGAGGAACAAGCCCGAGCCCAACAGAGUCCUCCAGCGUCUCCUGGUCCUCAGCCCGUGGAGGAGAGGCUGCCGUCCAGUCCCAUCUAUGAGGAUGCUGCAUCACUGCGAGCAGAGCCGGCCUGUGACAGCCUCGUGGGCCCGGACACAGUCGACGAGAGCUCGGAGGGCCACUACCAGUCAGAGGACAACACCUAUGACGAGUACGAGAACUCGCUCGGGAUCACGGCCACGGCCCUCUACGACUACCAGGCCGCGGGCGAUGACGAAAUCUCGUUCGACCCUGAUGACAUCAUCACCAACAUCGAGAUGAUUGAUGACGGCUGGUGGCGCGGGGUGUGCAGGGGCAGGUACGGGCUCUUCCCCGCCAACUACGUGGAGCUGCGGCAGUAGCCCCGUGCGGCCCCCCGUGCGGCCCCCCGUGCGGCCCGGUGACGGUGAGGAGGGGUGCUCGUGUCGCUUCUGUACGUGUGCUCUGGUGGCUGACUCCAGUGCACGCCGCGAGAUCUGCUAAUAUAUUGUGAUCACGUUCCUUCAGCGCACUUGACCUUGUUCUUAGGCAUUUGAGGUGUUUUCUUUUUGGUUCUUUUGCCAAAUGGACCGUCCUGUGCGGCUGUGUGGGUCCUCGGUCCUCCCCGGCUUGGUUGUGCUUGUUGUCCUGUGCCUGUUGGGGUCCUCUGUCCCCGCCAGGGUGCUGUCCCCAGAGGGAGGCCUGUGGCUCUGUGCGUGGGAGAAGGAGGCUCGCCGGAGAGCUCAGCUCACGCCACGACUCAGGACUUGCUGUGGCCGCUGCAGAGCAGGCAUGCAGCCGAGGCCCUGGCCCCACUCCUCAGCCUCCACGCUCGCCCCUCCUCGAUGCCCAGCAGGCUGCUGGGCCCGUCCUGUCUCACCCCUGCCAGGUGUCGCCCCGUUGCUUUGUUGCCCCUCCUCUGCUUGUCUCCAGGUGUCGCUGCACCAUAGCCUGGCGCUCCGGGUCGGGUUGGCGCUGGCUCAGGGCUCCAUGGGCCCCGCAGGCGUGGUCUGUGUGUGUGGCCACGUGGCUGUGGGAGGCAGGGCCCUACCCGAUCGUGGACCGCCCAGCGCGCUGUUCUGCCUUGAAGUCAUACUGUUGUUGCCAAAUAACCCGUUGAAUUCUGGUGAACUGUGGCUGCCGGCCCUGCUGAGGGUCCCGCGCACAGGUGGACGGACUGCCAGGGGCCCAGAGCUGCUGGCCCCGGGCACUGCCAGCCACUCUGUGCUCAGAGGGUAUGGCUGUCCCAGAGGUUAGGAGGCCGCACGGCUCCCGGAAACCCCUCCGUGCCUCAUCUUCCUGAGGGUGUGGUUCCGCCUAAUCCUUGCGUUCCUGGGGAGGCUAGGUUUUAUAUGCAACUUCUGUGUCGGGGUCUGAGGCGCACCUCACAGUCUGAUUUUUUUAAAUUAAAUAGCCAGAAUACA